CUGGUCAUAUUACAAAGCUUUUAUGGGAACAUUAUGUUUAUAGUGAACUAUAGAAGCUCUUCAGAUAGCUUUGUGUUGUGUUGCUCACGAUAUUUCAAGAACUGGAACGUCAAUGUAGGUAGUAGUUCCUUUAAAAAAAAGCUAUCUCAUUGUUUGCUAUAUAGGUAGAGAUGAGCUUCAGCUGGAUGAGCACUGGGGAAGAAUAGUGAAUAUUUGUUUGGGGUUUGAAUCAAAGGUGAGAAUGUCACCUACACAGAAAAUCCCAAAGUUCUUCAUUACUGCAUCUUUCCUCUUUGUCUUCAUAGGACACACGACUGCUUGUCUGUCACGCCGAUGCCUGGCUAACGACCUCAUUAACAAAAGCCUAUACAGUGCACCACAGUCUCUGGGGUGUGUUAUUGAUGUAAACCUCACAUCUAUCCAGUACAAGAUGCUGUCUGUUGACACCCAGACUAUGCAGUUCUCUAGCCGCUUUAAAAUUAACAUGGAGUGGACUGACCCAGACCUUAAAUGGUCAGAUACAAAUUACACAUUUAAUGAAAUCAUGUUGCCUGUGAAGAAAAUAUGGACUCCUGAUCUCAUUGUGGAGAAUGCAAUAUAUUUGAACAUAAAACCUGCUACUGAAGAUAUAGUGGUAAAACGCGAUGGCACUGUGAACUACGCCAUUGUCAUGUAUACCACGAUAUUGUGCAGAAUCAACCUCCUCACCUAUCCUUUUGCUGAAGGCUCUUGUCCUGUGGCUAUCAAUGGAUGGAGCCAAAGCUCUUGUGGGCUGCAAAUCCAGUACGGCUCACUAUCUGCACAGACUGGUGAUGGAACUGAAUGGACCACUCUGUCAGUGAACCUCAAAAAUGACACAGGGACAAAGAACCACAACUAUAUCUAUGUCACUAUAUCCAGCAACCCUUUUAAAGCAAUGGUCUCACUGGUCCUGCCCAGUGCACUAAUCAUGAUCGCUGAUCUGGUGAGUUUUGCUUUGCCGCUGGAUGGGGGAAAACGCAGCUCCUUCAAGAUCACACUGGUGCUCAGCUUUACCAUGUUCCUUCUCAUUCUCACUGACUACCUCCCUAACACUGGAACAUGCAGCCCUCUGAUACGUUAUCACUUCUGCUUCUGCAUGUUCGUUCUGGUGCUGAGUAUGCUGAUAUCCAUGGUGUUCACAAAGGUGGCAACAGAGGGCAAUAUUCUGUGUUGCAAACUUCCAAAGCUGAGUAAACCAGAUCAAACAGGAAUGCAGUUUCUUGACAUGACUGCAGAUGGGCAUUAUCUCAGGAAGAUUGUGAAUUUUGUGGAGAAGAUGGAUAAAAAGGAAAGUGAGAUGAAGAAAAAGCAAAUGCUGGCAACCAAGUUGGACAAUAUCUGUUUUUGGGCAUAUGUGAGCCUUGAUGUUAUUUACAGUUUAUGUGUGAUUACUUUUACCAAAACUGAUUCUUGUAAUGUUGACAACUUGAAUUUCUGGUAGCAAUAGUUUUCUGUCUUUUAAAAUAUCAUCUAUGCACUCUCAGUGUAUAUCUACAAAUAGAUCUGGAGUAGAGGGUUAAAUGUCCAAAUGUCCAUGCAGCCAAUAUGAACUACCAGAAUGGUCACUGAUUUUGCUUAUAUUUGAAUAAUUACAUUUCUACAUUCAUUCCUAGACAUUGUUCAUACGACAAACAUUAAAAAACAAUGGCUGAAAUGCUAAAAAUUCAUAGAAUUCAUUCGAACAAUAUUUCUCAUAUGCUAAUGACUAAUACUGUUAGUAGCAGGCUAAUGUGUUGCUGAAGAUGAAUGAAAGAUCCAAUGAACCAAUUAAUGAAUGAAUAAUUGUAACACUGCAAUAUAUACCACUCCUACUUGGUACUUAUUAUGAUGAUUCUGUAUGUCAACCCUCAUUUUGCUUACUGACUAUGGAUAUUGCCUCAUAUUUGUCUAUUUAUGCUUUUUUCUCUUUACUCUGUGAACUAAAUAUUUACAUUAAUCUAAGUAUACAGUACCUCUACAAAUAUCUGACUAUACAUAUAUCUAAAUUUAUUUUGAUUUGA
Tachysurus fulvidraco (yellow catfish) is the source of this 2021-nucleotide messenger RNA. Its product is annotated as 5-hydroxytryptamine receptor 3A-like. Gene Ontology annotation, molecular function: neurotransmitter receptor activity; extracellular ligand-gated monoatomic ion channel activity; transmembrane signaling receptor activity. The transcript is spliced from 10 exons. Lineage: Eukaryota; Metazoa; Chordata; Actinopteri; Siluriformes; Bagridae. Gene Ontology annotation, biological process: nervous system process; signal transduction; regulation of membrane potential. Gene Ontology annotation, cellular component: membrane; synapse; neuron projection. The coding region runs from base 242 to 1462 and encodes 406 amino acids. The record is from RefSeq and is a predicted model, not a curated record.